Caenorhabditis auriculariae is the source of this 12679-nucleotide messenger RNA. Lineage: Eukaryota; Metazoa; Nematoda; Chromadorea; Rhabditida; Rhabditidae. The record is from the annotation of a GenBank genome assembly.
AUGCUGCGAGCUUCGUUGCGUCGGCUAGCGAUCACGCAGAAGACAGUCGCAUCCGCAUCGCGUUGCAUACAGUACGACGCAUUCGCCGACAGGCACAUCGGUCCUAGUCGCGUCGAAACGCAGAAGAUGCUCGACUUUCUCGGUUUCAAGGUCAUUCAGUCCGAUUUCCUCUUCCCAACUUUCUUUUGUAGGACCUCGAUGAGCUCACAAACACAAAUGUGCCUAACGUCAUCAAAGUUGAGCAGGAGCUCGGUUAGCUUCCCGUCAGUAAAAAUUAAAAUGAAAUUUAAAGAUGUUCCGCAGCCGUUGGAUGAGUUCAAGAUGCUCAAGGAGCUCAAAAAAAUAGCCAAUGAUAAUAAAGUGAAUUUGAAGUUUUUUUUGAGUGUUCUCUCUUUUUUCCUUUAGGUUUUCCGUUCAUACAUCGGCAUGGGCUACUACGAUACGAUAGUGCCCUCGGUGAUUCUUCGCAAUAUCACGCAGAACAUUGGAUGGUAGGCCUAGUUGAUCCUGCAUCUCAUUGGCUCUUUGAAGGAUCUCGCAGUACACUCCUUAUCAAGCCGAAAUCUCUCAGGGUCGGCUCGAGUCUCUACUCAACUUUCAGACAUUGGUGAGUGUCCGAGCCUUUUCAUAGAGGAACGACAACGACGUUUUGAGAACCAUCCAAAAAAAAGAAGAUGUAAGCUCAUAUCAAAAAUGUGUUCCUCUGAGGUUUUUUUCGGCUCACUUCAAUACAAUCUCGAACUUGCGAAAAGUAUUAGAAUCGAUUUUACACUUGCGUUAAAAAAAAAAACUUUAAAAAAGAACCCCGUUUGAAGAUUGAGGCCAUAGUUUUUUUGCAGUAUCUUGCAAAAAGUGUCUUUUCUAAGUCCGGAAUGUAGCGUUUUUUUGUUGCCCCAAAAAUCAAUGCCUUUCUUGAAACUUCUAAUUUCUAAAAAAAUAAUUUAUCCUUCUAAAUUUUUUUUACUUUGGCGAAAAAUUCAAAAAGAAAGAAAGCUAUUCUGGGAAGAUUCUGAACUCUCAGCGCGACUUCUGAAGGAGUCUUAGUUCAUAAGAGAUAGUUUCAUGAGUUGAUUUCGGACCUGUACUCGAAAAAAAAAGCCUAAAAAAGGCAAUUUGCUAUAAAAAAGGAUCAGCUUAAUCGGAAAGUUUGACUUAAGCGGAAUUCUCUUCACAGAUGCUCUCUGUGGUUCUUCAGCACCUAUUUGAAAAAAGUUCAAGAAGUAUAUUCGGUAAUCCUUGUCUCAUUCAGAAGCUCUCGUGUGAGCUUAAGCCGUUACCUUGUUAACGAAGGGAAGCGUAGGUGCCAAUAGGAAAGCGCAUAUAGAUUAUAAAGUUUGGUGUUCUUUAUGUACCUCCGAAGUGGAAAUGAGACGGAUAAAAGGUGAGUUCAGAUAGCGGACAUGACAGGGCUUCCAAACACAAACGCUUCGCUUCUUGACGAAGGAACCGCCGCCGCCGAAGCCGUAGCCCUGGCGUCGCGAGCCACAAAAAGAAACAAGGUUUGAUCGAAUCCUUAUUUUUUUCCUCGAUGAUUUUUUUUGGGUUCUACUCGAUCCUUUCCUUCACCCACAAAACCUCGACGUCAUCAAGACUCGCAGCGGGUUGUAUUUUCUUUUUUAAUGAAUGUUAUUCAUAAUUGUUUCAGACCUCUUGGAAUCUCACUCGGAUCGAUUUCACUAGACAACAUUCAACUAGACAAAGUGAUUGUCGCAAUGAAGUUUUCGAACUGUUUCCAUAAUUUGAGGACGUGGCGGCGGUCGUUGUUCAGUAUCCGAACACGGAAGGACUCGUGCAGAACUUGGAGGAAAUCAUAGCCAAGGCUCACGAGAACAAAGUUUUUCCAUGGUCAGACUAUCUCAGGACAAAGUCUUUCAGUCCCUCGUGAUCAUGGUCUGCGACCUGCUGGCCUUGACAAUUCUCCGUUCUCCAGGAGACCUCGGUGCGGACAUCGCCGUCGGCUCCGCUCAAAGGCAAGUCCACUUCGGAUGAAGAAACUGGAUUUCUUGAAGGUUUGGCGUUCCAUUGGGUUACGGUGGUCCGCACGCCGGGUUCAUGGCCGUCGCGAAAGUCGACAGCAAGAACUCGCUGAGUCGCAUCAUGCCUGGUCGCAUCAUCGGCGUCACCAAGUAAGAGCUUCUGAAAACUUUCAUAUAACUUUUAAGCCAAGUGAGGGCGCUUAGUUAUCCGUUUUGAGUUACAAAAGAAAAAAAAUAUGAUAUAUGAAAUUAAAGUUAGAAGGCUUGAAAAAGAUUUCAGUGAAGAAAGAAAGAGGAAACUUCUACUUGGAAGUACUAAUAAUGCAUAGAAGUUUUUUUCAAACGCUUUUUACCUUUAUGAAGCUAUCACGACUCCCCAUCACGACCUAUUUUCCGAUUUAGUAUGUCGUUAUAACAUUAGCUGAAACCCACAGGACCUUGCCUUCUAGUCAUACCGAAAUUUUCACGAAUGCGGUCAGGUGUUCUGUACGUAUCUUUUGGAGUUCAGAUGGUUAUGCUCAUUAUGCUAUCAAUUUUUUCCUUGUUAUUCGAGACAUGAUCAAAAGCUACCAACAGGGACGCCGACGGCAACCGAGCGCUGCGGUUGGCUCUUCAGACCCGCGAACAGCACAUCCGUCGCGACAAGGCCACCAGCAACAUCUGCACUGCACAGGUCUCUUUUUCGAACUGAAUUUCUGUGGAAACUCCAUUGAAACGUUCAAUUCUACCCAUGUCUUCAGUUUUGCUAUCCCGGAAGGAACAAUAUUGAAAAGCAAUCUCUAAGUUUUUUUUAAAGAUUCCGGUAAGUCGUUCAAUUUUUUCCCGUUUCCAUAAAAAAAUCUUCUAGACUAUUUCACAAGAAAUGAUUACCAAAAAAAUCGAACCUUGAGGGUGGGAAACGAGAAAGCCAAAUUUCAAGUAUUUUGCUAAAUAAAAGUAUUCAAGGCCCUGCUUGCCAAUAUGUCGGCGAUGUACGCCGUCUACCACGGUCCCAAACGACUGACCGAAAUCGCGCGAGGCGUUCACAAGUCGGCGGCUUACCUUGCCGCACGUGAGCUGCCAUUUUAAGACGUUUGUAUCGAAUAGGUUUGGCCUCUUCAGAACUGAAAUUGGGCGGCCACGACAUCGCACAUCGCGAAUUCUUCGACACACUCAAAGUUCGUGUCAAAGGCGACGUCGACGCCAUCAAGCAGCGUGCCCAGGAGAAAAAAAUCAACUUCAGGUUUACGCUUUUCAGUUUGAGCGUCCUCUUAAUUCGGUUGUUUAGGUACUUUACCGAUGGCGAUAUUGGUGUUUCUUUGGACGAAACAACCAAAUCGGAAGAUCUCAUGGAUAUCAUUUAUGUUUUCAACGGGACAACUGACAUUGAAGUGGUACGGUUCUUGAGAUCAGAGACUUUGAAAAAAAAAUCGUGCAGUUUUUUUUUGCAAAGCGAAUUCGUUAUAAAUACUGAGUAGCUUUUUCUCAGUUGCUUUAUCUACAAAAGAAAUGAAUGAUCAUUCAAUUCAAUUUUGAACAUUGAGAAAAACAUCAAGCCAAAUUAAAAAUUAUGAAAGGAGAGUAUCUCUUCAAAGUUCGACAUGGAGUGUCGAAAAGGUAAUUUGGCCUCACAAGGGAGGUCAAUUCAAUUUUCGGUUGGGCCUUUCUUGAAAAUUGGCCAUAACGCUCUUUGAUAUACCAGAAAAGGAUUCUCGAAGUUUCAACCUGUACGACUUUCUAGUUUUUGAGAAAUGACACCUCAGAGAAUUUCAGGGUGUUUAUGGCACUUAACAAAAAAACAUUUUGUCCAGUUUUCGAGAAAUAGGUUUCAUGAAGAGCAAACUAAUAUAGUUUUAGCCCGUUUUUUGAUUUAAAAAUUAAAUUAUAACGAAUAUGAUGUUGUUUCGAUUCAGACUAACCUGCGGAAAGAGAGGUGGGAGAUCGCGAGUCCGUUGAUCGGCAAUUCGAUCCACGCUCGGUCUUCUCUCUUCCUGCGCCACCCCGUCUUCAACACUUACCACAGUGAGCAGCAACUCGUCCGGUCAGAAUUUCAUUCGGAAGUCCAAUCAAAACACCAUCAUGUUCAGCUACAUAAAACGCCUGGAAAACAAAGACACCUCCUUGGUCCACUCGAUGAUUCCCCUCGGCUCCUGUACCAUGAAGCUUAACGCAAGCGCGGAGCUUAUUGUAUCUGUGAAUCUAGAAUCAAAGAGAAAUCGAGUUUUUAAGCCUAUAACGUGGCCCGAGUUUGCUGGAAUUCAUCCGUUUGCGCCUAUCGAGCAGGCUAAAGGCUAUCAGAAGAUCUUCAAGGAUCUUGAGCGAUGGUUGUGCGAAAUCACUGGUUACGACAACUUCAGGUGUUCUUUGUGGUAGAACGAGUGAUAAAAAGUUUUUUCAGCCUGCAGCCCAACUCUGGGGCUAAUGGUGAAUACGCUGGGCUUCUCGCUAUAAGAAAUUACCUGCUUCACAAAGGCGAAGAGCAGCGAAAUGUGAGUGGCUCUGUUCGACAGCUUCUGAUUACUUUCUAGAUUUGUUUGAUCCCGACCUCGGCCCACGGCACGAAUCCGGCCUCCGCCCAGAUGGCCAACAUGAAAGUCGUCGUCGUCGAUUCGGACCAACACGGCAACAUAAACUACAGAGACUUGGCGGCCAAGGCAACUCUCUCAGGAUCAAAAUUUUAUCUCUUGUAAAUUCAGGCCGAGAAAUACUCGAACGAACUUGCUGCCAUAAUGGUGACCUACCCGUCCACUCACGGCGUUUUCGAAUCGUCCAUCAAAGACGUAUGCAGCAAGGUGAGUUUCGAACUUCUCCAAGACGUCGACGUCAUCUGACUCAGGUGCACGAACACGGCGGCCAGGUGUAUCUCGAUGGAGCGAAUAUGAACGCCCAGGUCGGCCUGUGUCGUCCUGGAGACUACGGUAGCGACGUUUCACAUCUCAACCUUCACAAAACAUUCUGCAUUCCGCAUGGCGGUGGAGGACCUGGAGUUGGACCCAUUGGAGUGUAAGUCAAAAAAAUUCUGUCGCGGAAGUCCGAACCGGGAAAUAAAUAUUAAUGAGAAAGUCUAAAUUGAAUAUUUUGUUUUUGUCGAAAAAAAUAUUUUUUUGAAAAAAAUCCAACUAAAUUUUUGGGCUUACUUUCAUCAUUUCUUCGCCUCGUUCGUUUCACAAUUUUUUUCAGGCGAAAGCACUGCUUUCUACCUCUUAACCGCUUUUCCGUAAAAAUAAUUUUUUUCUUUAAUUCAAAGUUUAUUCAGAAAGAAACACUUGGCGCCUUUCCUGCCUGGCCAUCCAGUCAUUCCUGUCGAUGGUCGUACUAGCGGCUCUGUCGCUGCUGCUCCUUGGGGUUCUUCCAGGUCCAAGUCUAUUCUAUUUUGAAAAAAAACCGUUAUUGUACGGAGCAUCACUAUUAUUCCCAACGUCCGUUAGAGUUUUUUAGAGAAGAAACUAUUUUUUUCAGCAUUCUUCCCAUCACUUGGGCUUACAUACGGAUGAUGGGCGGCAAAGGCCUGAAAGAAGCUUCUCAAAUGGCUAUCCUCAACGCCAACUACAUGGCCAAGCGACUCGAGGGCGAGUACCGCAUCGUUUACAAAGGUUUCUUUCGAAACCUAAUUCACCAAAGAAAAAUAUUCUUCCUCAGACGAACAAGGUCUGGUCGCACACGAAUUCAUCGUAGACUGCAAGCCGUUCAAGCAGUUCGGAGUGGAAGUCGUCGACAUCGCCAAGCGCCUCAUGGACUAUGGGUAGGACAGAAAAGAUUUUUCGGAGUUAUAUUUCUUUAUUCUUUUUUUUCCAGUUUCCACUCCCCAACGAUGUCUUGGCCUGUGCACGACUGUUUGAUGAUUGAGCCAACGGAGUCAGGUGAUUGAAUCUGUGAGAAUGUGGAAGAUUCUACUAGAAAAAAGCCAGGAAGAGCCUUUUGAGGCCAAAAAUAAAACUUACUCUAUUUCUUAUUCGAAAGGUUAUUUCCUUUUUAAAAAAAAGUACGUUUUUAAAAGAAAAUGCGUUUUGAACUGAUUGAAUUCUGAAAUGAUUUACCUCUGUAUGAAGCUACGUAAACACCAUUUUGAAUCAAAACCUUCAGAAGACAAAGGGGAAAUGGACCGUUUGGUGGACUCUCUGCUGGCAAUUCGAGAAGAAAUCCGGUUAAUCGAGACCGGCGUGCUGGAUAAAAAACUCAACCCCCUGAAGGUUGGUAUUUGAAGUUCUGGGAAGCACCGAACUCCUUAAUCAUUUCAAAACUGAGGUCAUUUCCGCAGAUGGCUCCACACACUUUGGAGAAGGUCGUAUCGGACAAGUGGAACCUACCGUAUCCACGCGAGUUGGCCGCUUUCCCGAAGCCGUGGUGUAUACACAAGUCUUGGCCUACCGUAGGUCGUGUCGAUGACCAAUACGGCGACCGUAACCUUGUCUGCACCUGCCCGCCCAUUGAGAGCUACCAAUAAUUGCUUGCUGGAGUCCGCAAACCAUCUAUCUAUUGUGCCUUACAGUUAUUAUCAAUCGAAAUAUCUUCCAAAUGGUUUCCCUCUUCGGCUUGGAAUUCGGGUUGAGCCCACUCGAGACAACGGUUUUCUUGUCCAGAGGAGCUCUAGUGAUUGUGAUAAAAACGUUCUUCGCUUGUCUGUUUUGGGACACGAGUGCUCGAGAAGCAGCGAGUGAUACAAAAAAGCCCACGAAACAAGAGGCUCGUUUGCGCAGUUUUUCGCCCUGCGGAAGCUUCUUCGCUCUUUUCCAGAUAUGAUUUGACCGUUUCUAUUCGAUAUUUCUUUGAAAGCUUUUGUUUUUAAAAUAGGCGACUUAUAAGCUCGAUGUUCUGAGUAUUACAAUUUUCUUUGAGAGUGGUUCCGUUCUCAAAAAGAUGCAGGUUCGAGCCUUUUUAAACAAUAAUAAUUUUUGACAGAUCAGUGAACCCCAACGACUUCGCAAAACCUUUGACUCUUUGUUUAACAUGUAAAAGAUUUUCCGUGUCGAUCCCCAAAAAUUCAUCAUUAAAAAAUAGAAGCCUAUUCUGAAAGUAGAUUGCUAACCACAUUCUUUUGGUUCUUGGUAACUUCUACUUCAAGUGAUUCAAAUCAGAAAAAGUUAACUUAUUGUGCUGAAUUCCUGCUUGUUGGAGAAAAUAUCUUUGCGGCUUCGAUAGAUUCGGACAUAUCGCCGCCAAUCGCACCAGCGGAUCCAUAGCGGGGCGUGGAUAAGCUCUUGAACUGGCGCUCGGUAGAAAUUCCAAGGGGAAAGAGAUUUAAGAAACAGCUGGUGGCCUCGGAGGGCUUUGUGAGUGUUCCUGUCGGCUCAUAACCGACGCUCACAGUCGCUCUCCAAGGUGUAACAAUCCCACACACACAUACACACACACAUUGACCACCGGCAGCUCACCGAUCCCUCUUUUCCGGAUCCACUCACCAUUAUUUUCCUUGCCCUCCUGUGGAUCAACUUCUUGACGCCAGUUUUGUCUUGACAAAAGCGUUAUCAUCUUAAAAUUUCUAGUCUUUCAUGAAAUCUCCGUCCUACAGUACCCUUCGGGAAGACUACUACUCCUACAACGCUCAUCCGAAACUUUUUUUUCCAACGGACUCCGAAAUCACCCACUCGAUGAACUUUUUUUUUCAAUUUUGAACUAAAGCAAUUUUAUAUGAAUUCUUGGAAAAAAGCUGAAAGCUCUCUCUUUUUCUUUUUCUCUCAAUGUAUCAAUUUUUUAUCUAAUUUCGUAUUUUUUUCUUAAAAGUAAAAAAAUGCGAACAUCCGUAUUGAAAUCUUCAAUUGCGAAACAUUGAACGGCUUUAAACUUAACGAACGCCAUAUUUUUUAAAAUUUUACAAAAAGAAUUUGAUGAGUAAAAAGAACUUCAAAUUUAUCUUUGUUUGCUCUCAAAGUUCAAGUUAUGAAUCUCGGAGCUGGUAGCGACUAUUCGAAAAAAAAAUCCCGUGACCGAAGGGCAAAAACCUACUCAAUUAAUCACAAUUGCGGCCAAAGGAGCUCCGAACUGCGACAAAAAGCCCACAGCUGUUGGUGAGUCAGUUUCGCUGCAACAACUCGAGAGAUCUUGUGAGUAAACAUGCCGAUCUCCAGGCUUGCGAAACGAAAGUAAAGGGACAAACUUUUUUUCAUUAUCUUCCGGCGUUUCUUCGAGGUACGUGGCCUAGAAACCGCCUGAUCUACUCCUAUAAUUUCCUUCACACGGUUUAUCCUUCUUCAUUUCUUCUUUUAUUUAUUUUCUUUGAGCUUCUGAUGGCUUCGGAUGCGUUACGGAAAUUUUCCAACUCAAUUUUCAAUAGAAAGUCAUGAAAUAGGCUUCAGAAUGGCGACGCCAGAACUGGCAGCCAAACUAGCGCGUCGUCUGGAAGCGACAAACGAGCCAGAAGAACCUAAACCGGCAACAGCUCCACCUCCUCCAGCUCCUCAAAUCCCGAAAAAGGUAGAAGCUGAAUCUUUCAUCUGUUCUUCCUCAUGUCGGAGAGCUUUUAGGUGAUUGAAAAUCCGUACGUGGCUUCCUCGGACGUCAGCAUCGACGAGUUGAUUCUGAACGCCUUGAACGAGAAAGAGCGAAAAAUUGAAGAAAAUAACAACAAUGUGCGUGGAAAUUUAUUGAUAUUCAUUUUAAUCAAAAAUUUUUCGGAGGAUUUUGAAGAAUCGUCUUCCCUAAUUCAAGUAUGAAAGUUCUAUCCUGAAGAUUAUUAUUGAAAAGUUAGAGCUCUGUUUUUUUUUUUCUAUAUUCAUCUGUUUUUUUCCAUCUAUUAUUUAUUUAAGAGCAGUAAUAGUUACACUAUUUGAAUGGUCUCGUGUGUUGAUCAUCACACUAUGAUUAAAUUUCGACAAAAUCACAAUUUUUUUCGCUUUUUGCAAUUUGUUUCCAAGAUUUACAAAGACUCUGUGUUAAACCAUAUAUACUUUUUUGUUCAUUAGGCCAUGUUCAAAUUGGUUUCGGGAAAUUCACGAUAGCGGUCAGAGAAAAAAAAAGAUAAUUGAACUCGAUAGAGUCAGAGAAAAAUUUGCAUUUCGCGGAAAUUCCUUUGAACACGGCAUCAUCUUUAACUUUUGGGUGAGUGUACAUAAGUAUAUUAUUGUGAUCAUGCCUUAACUAGUUUUCUUGAAAAAUGAUACUACAUUAAAAAUAUAAUGGAAAAGGGUAAAACAUUUUUUUAAUUUCAUUUGAGUUAUUUUUUUAUAAGGUGUACAGUAAUAUCGACUCCUGUCUUAAUAAUGAUUUAGAUUUUUAGCUUCACGCAUUGUCCGUCAACACUCAGCCUGGUACAUCCUCCAGUACUUGCACGAGUCCUGACCCACGCAGUCCGCCACCGAAAACCACCAUCCGAGAGCUUCUCGAGAAGGAAUACGCCAACAGUCCGGUGAUUGCGACCAACAACGUCGUGAGCAAAACGCCGGUAGUAGUAGUUGGCCAGAAAACGACGCCUACCGUCCGGAAACAGCCGAGUCCCGAGUUCGGCUCAAGCGAGCUCGAGAGGAAACUUGCGGCCCAACGACAGAGAAAAACCUAUAACCAGAACUCGUCUAAUCUGGUCUACUCGAGUGAUGAUCUGGCUAAAGAAAAAAGUUGCGAAGGAAAGGAAGCGCCUUCUCAAUUUCUUCCAGAGCCCAUAUCUGUCAAUGAGAAAGUUGCUUCUCCCGUGGAAAGAAAAGCGCUGACGCCACCGCCAAAGCCACAUCGAGAUGUGACGGCAAUUCAAGCAGCACCAAUAGCGACGCGGUCGCAGGACUCGAUAGACGCCGAGGAAAGAGCAGCGGCCGAAAUCGAAGAGCAAAAAGAUUUUGAGAACUUGGAACACGAGGUCGAAGCCGAACCCAGCGAGGUGAACUAUUCGGCUUGAAUAUUUUCAUCUUUUUCCUUGCAGGUAACAAACGAAGAGCCAUCACCCAAUGAUAAAUCUUCGUCGCCUCAAGCCAUUGACUCGAUUUUGCCACCACCGAGCGCUUUGAUCCAAGAUGCUCCUCCCACACUUCCAAACCCGCCUCCACCGGAAGAACUUCCAUGUCCUCCUCCAGCUCCACCCAAACCGACUUCAGCGCCUGGAACGCCACUUUCAAAAAGAAGGAUUCCAUGUUUGGCGACACCAACUCCCUUUGUUCCUACACCGGAGCUGGUGGAGAUGAUCCGUCGCGAAGAAAGGUUAGACCUUGUAAAUCUGACCUCUUUAGUAGUUUGCCUGACUACAACAGAGUUCAGCUGAACAUUUAAAGUCAUAUUUUCUAACUUUCUAGCCGGAAAGCUUAAAUUUGAAGAAAUCUCUAAAUUAUACUUCAAAUCACAGUAGUUAUUUCAGCUUCGACUUUAUUAAACGUAUUCAAGUGUAAAUAAAUAACUUUCAAAAAGCUAGAAGGUACUGAUCGUUUUUAGAAUCUUAUUCAAAAGCUCUUCUCUCUGAAAAAAUCCAUCGACUUUUUUUUCCUCCAGCCGUUUCCACAGAUCAGCUGUUAGAAUUAUUUGAUUGUUUUGAUGUUUAAUAAUUUGUGUUUUUCGGGCAGGAAUGGCGAAUGAACAUUUGAAAUGAAACUGAAUAAAUUAACUUAAUUUUGAAGAACAUAACAUUUUUUUUCAGAACGCUACUUUGAUAGUUUUCAAGUCUAACUUAUUAUUCUGCAGGAUCUGUAGUCCUCCGCCACCUCCUAAACCGAAGUCGACAAGCCGACCUCAAUCUCCAAUCACUCCGAAGGUUUUUUCCCAAAAAAUUCUUAUUUAGUGCAUCGAUCAUUCUUGAAUCAUCGAAACAUCAAAGAAUAUAAACAAUCGAAUUUCAUCAAUAGAAUCCAUUAAAACUGUGGGAAGGCGUUUCGAAAUUUGUUCGUUUAUAAGACCUUGUUUUCAGAAAGUGGUGAGCCCUCUCGGACUGAUGUGCGACCCAAAUCUUUCCCUUGAAAAGCCUUUGCCUCCAGUUUCUUCUCCAUCUCUUUCUAAAGUAAGUCUUCAAUCCACUUUUUUUUCAGAAAACUCCAAUUAAUUAACUUGAUAAUGAAAAAAGUAUUCAACUUGAAUUUUCAGAAAGUAAACGAAGAAGAAGAACUGGCAGCGCUGUUGGAACGACGUGCCAAAAUUUUGGAUGGUGCGUUUUUGAAAUUUCCUUUUUUUGAUUAAAAGAUCCCAGAUAAUUGUAAAUUGAUGAUUUUCCUAUUGGCGAUCAGAUGACCGGUCUAACAGGGCCGGAAUUGUUUAUCUAACGCCUUGCUUUUUCCAGCUGUCACCCCAUUUCUUUUCUCUCCAAUCUCAGAUCACUGGAUAUCCCAUUCUCUGUAGUUCGCUUUCUUGUUGCACAUUUUUGAAAACUCUAAAUGCGUAUCAAAGGUUAGUUUUAUCAAAACUUCUUCCCUUCGAAAAAUUCGCAAACCACGAUUUUUAUCUGUAGUACAAAGAGAUCUGUGGAAAUUUUAUUUUUUUAAAUAAAAAAAGAGAAAAAAAGAAAUCGAAAUCGAUUAUUUUGCUGUCAACUUCAUGUUGAUUUUUUCGAAAGUCACACUUUCUGAAAAACGGAUGCCUGAUCACUCCGAAAACCUCCAUAAACGUGACUAACGUGUCUGCGAUGAGUCAUCCGUCGGUGCCCUCUCAACAUUGCACCUCCUCUAGCGUCAUUUAUAUUGUGGGCCAUUUUGACCGCUGUCUUUUCCCGCCAAAAAACCAAAAACACAUCUCGCGUCAAUAGUUUCUUUUUCUCCCACCUUGCCACGCGAAAUGGCUGACGAGAACGGUGCCAGCUUCCCGUUUACAGACGGUAAUUUUCCAAGCUUCUCACAUUCAUCAGAUCUGUCAGAAACAGAGAUAUCAGAAAAUUUACUUUAUAUUUAUCCAAAAAAUCCUUCCUAUAAAAAUGAACUGAAAUCAUUAGGUCUUUUCUAAAAAUGUUGUUUUCAGGAGAAUGUGUGCCACAAAAAAUGAACCCGAAACUGUCGUUUUACGCACAGUUUCCGGAAUUCUCGCGCAAGCAGAUCAAGUUCUUCACAGAAACCUUCAAAAAGUCGUUAUUUUAUUAAUUAUCCUCUCCAUUUUUCAACUUCAGAUUCGAUGAGGACAAUGACGAUUUUAUUGAUUUCAUGGAGCUGAAGCGUAUGAUGGAGAAGCUGGGAGAAGCCCAAACACACAUCGCACUCAAAGAACUGAUCAAAAAGGUGAAUGUGGUGCACCAUACAGUGAAAGAACGUCCGCAUUUUACAGGUAGACGAGGACCAAGACGGCAAAGUUUCGCAGCGAGAGUUUCUUCUCAUCUUCCGCCUGGCCGCCAGAGGCGAGCUCUCAUGUUCCGAGGUUCAUUUUUUUUGAUUGAAUAUAGUCUGUUCAGAUUUCAAAUGUCAAGUCCUCGUUCAAGCUCCGCCCCUAAUGGUGCGAUAAACCAAUAAGAGAGCGAGCCAUCCAUAGAUUGUUUUUGAAUGACGUCAUUGCACUUGACAUUCAAAAUCUGAACAAACUAUAUCUAAAAAAAAGCUUUGCGACCUGUGAUAAGAAGCAAAACUGCAACUUUUGAGGUGUUCCAAACGCUGGCCGAAAGUGUCGACGUAACGAAGGAAGGAGUCCUGGGUGCCGCCAACUUCUUCCAAGCCAAGGUUUGAAUGAAGUUUUCACCAGUUCAGUUCUUAUCAUUUCAACGAUAUCAGAUAGAGGAACAAACGAAGAAGUCGCGAUUCGAAGAAGAGAUGCUCGAGGAGCAGGAGGAGCGGAAGCGGAUUGAGGCCGAGAAGAAGGAACGAAGGGAGAAAUUCCUAGCCAACAAGUCCAUUUUUCACUGA